This is a messenger RNA of Carassius auratus (goldfish), 1902 nucleotides long. RefSeq names its product Fc receptor-like protein 4. The coding region runs from base 1 to 1902 and encodes 633 amino acids. NCBI's taxonomy places the organism in Eukaryota, Metazoa, Chordata, Actinopteri, Cypriniformes, Cyprinidae. The transcript is spliced from 9 exons. Gene Ontology annotation, cellular component: external side of plasma membrane. The record is from RefSeq and is a predicted model, not a curated record. Gene Ontology annotation, molecular function: transmembrane signaling receptor activity. Gene Ontology annotation, biological process: cell surface receptor signaling pathway; immune response.
AUGCCGAAUGACGAGUGGCAAGAGACACCCAAUGCCAAAGUGAGCAUUAAACCUGCUCAACGUGUAUUCAGAGGAGAUACAGUCACUCUCAGAUGUGAUAUUGAUGGUGAAGGAGUCACUAGCUGGCUGUACAGCUGGUAUAAAGACGAUGCAUUCUACAGCUCCAGUGAACUACAGGAAUACACAUUCAGUCCUGUUACUGAGUCUGACGCAGGUAAAUACUCCUGUUAUGGAGCAGAGAGAGGGGGAUCACUCACCUCAUUCAUGAGUGAUGGAGUUAAACUGACAGUAUCAGGAGUCACUAGCUGGCUGUACAGCUGGUAUAAAGACGGUGCAUUCUACAGCUCCAGUGAACUACAGGAACACACAUUCAGUCCUGUUACUGAGUCUGACGCAGGUAAAUACUCCUGUUAUGGAGCAGAGAGAGGAGGAUCACGCACCUCAUUCAUGAGUGAUGGAGUUAAACUGACAGUAUCAGUGCGUGCGUGCGUGUGUGUGACUUGUUGUCAUUGUACAGAGACACCCAAUGCCAAAGUGAGCAUUAAACCUGCUCAACGUGUAUUCAGAGGAGAUACAGUCACUCUCAGAUGUGAUAUUGAUGGUGAAGGAGUCACUAGCUGGCUAUACAGCUGGUAUAAAGACGAUGCAUUCUACAGCUCCAGUGAACUACAGGAACACACAUUCAGUCCUGUUACUGAGUCUGACGCAGGUAAAUACUCCUGUUAUGGAGCAGAGAGAAGAGGAUCACGCACCUCAUUCAUGAGUGAUGGAGUUAAACUGACAGUAUCAGGAGUCACUAGCUGGCUGUACAGCUGGUAUAAAGACGAUGCAUUCUACAGCUCCAGUGAACUACAGGAACACACAUUCAGUCCUGUUACUGAGUCUGACGCAGGUAAAUACUCCUGUUAUGGAGCAGAGAGAAGAGGAUCACGCACCUCAUUCAUGAGUGAUGGAGUUAAACUGACAGUAUCAGAAACCCAGAAAGCCAAACUGAGCAUAAAACCUUCUCAACGUGUAUUCAGAGGAGAUACAGUCACUCUCAGAUGUGACAUUGAUGGUGAAGGGGUCACUAGCUGGUUGUACAGCUGGUAUAAAGACGGUGCAUUCUACAGCUCCAGUGAACUACAGGAACACACAUUCAGUCCUGUUACUGAGUCUGAUGCAGGUAAAUACUCCUGUUAUGGAGCAGAGAGAGGAGGAUCACGCACCUCAUUCAUGAGUGAUGGAGUUACACUGACAGUAUCAGGUGUUUCUCCUGGAGUCUCUCUGAUCAUCAGUCCCAACAGAACUCAGCACUUCACAUCUGUUUCUCUCUCUCUGAGCUGUGAGGACCAGAGUAACUCUGAUAGAUGGAGAGUGAGAAGAUACACAGAGAGUGGACAGUGGGAAGAUUGUUCAUCAUCAGUGUGGGGAUCACAAACAGGAUCCACAUGUACAAUCAGCUCCACCAACACAUCAGACACUGGAGUGUACUGGUGUCAGUCUGAAUCUGGAGAGAAAUAUCACCCUGUUAAUAUCACUGUACACUUUGGUUUGAUUCUAGAGAGUCCUGUUCAUCCUGUGACUGAAGGAGAUACUCUGACUCUACGCUGUUUAUAUCAACAUUCAACUCCACCAAACCUCAGAGCUGAUUUCUAUAAAGAUGGAUCACUCAUCCAGAAUGAAACUACAGAGAAGAUCAUCUCUACUGUCUCAAAGUCACAUGAGGGUUUCUACUACUGCAAACACUCAGAGAGAGGAGAGUCACCCAAGAGCUGGAUCUCAGUCAGAUUGUCUCCUUCAGAAUCUCAGAUCUCUGGCCUCCACACACUCAGUUCUGUUCUGGCAGUUAGUCCAUAUCUGCUAGUGACAGUCGUGCUGAUUUUCAAAUGCGGCAGGAUGAGAGGUGAAACAUCUGACUGA